GUGAAAAUUACGACAUAAUAAUAAAACGCACCGGUUUGUGUUGUUUUUCAGAAAGUAACGAAUUAUAUCAAUAUUUAGUUGCAGGAUGUCAUCUGGACUAAAGAAGAAAAAGGACACUGGCGGAGAUCCUUUAUUUGAUCUAGAGCAGCAGUUUAUAAUGAGAUUGCCGCCUACUGCAGCUGAAGCAUUGAGAAAGGAAUUAAAGAAUGAAAGUAUUUAUAUAAAGGACCAGCUUAAUAUAGAACUGCAGUCUGACUUGAGACGUGGGGCUAUCAGAUAUGGAAAUGAGUACAUUCCUGCUAAGAUGGUGGAUUUACCAUGUAUUAUAGAAUCACAUAAGACUGUGGACAUGAAGACAUUUUACAAGACUGCAGAUAUUUGUCAGAUGUUGGUACCUACCACUGAAGAAGAUAUCGCACAUGAUGAAAAUGAGACUCCUGCUAAUAAAAAGAAGGGGGAUAAAGACAAAAAGUUUAUCUGGAAUCAUGGUGUUACUCCCCCAUUAAAGAAUGUGAAAAAGAAAAGAUUUAGAAAAACUUUAAAGAAAAAGUACAUGGAUCAGCCUGACAUAGAGAAAGAAGUUAAGAGAUUAUUCCGGGCAGAUGCUGAAGCUAUAAGUGUGAAGUGGGAGCUAAUAACAGAAGAUGAAAAAGGGGCCACAGAGAAGGUUGAGGGCACUGGAGGACCAGCCCCAGGGGGCUCAUUCAAAAGGACAGAUACUGCAGCUAGUCUUGAUAUAGAUAUAUUCGGAGAAUUGAGUACCUCAGAUGAAGACGAUGAGAAGGAUGUUAAUAUAAUGGACAGUGAAGAUGACGUUUCUAGGCAACAGAAUUAUAUGAAAAUGGAAGACAGUAACUCACAGAUGAAGCGAGAUGAUCUAAUAAGUCUAGAUAGUUUUGUAUUACCUGGUGGCCAGUCCUUAGAAGAUUCACAAGCAUCUGCAGAUAUGCAGAUGAAGUUGACAGAUUUAGGGAGACAACUAGAAGAUAUGACACAAGACAUGAAGAAUGAAACACUUGAUGCUACCAAAGAUUUACUAGAUACCUAGCACUGAUACUGCCAGAGUAUGGAUAAGAGGAAAUGUCUACAUGAAUUACUUCACAGCGGUAUGUGCAUCAUUAUUGCAGUAGUCUAAACUUCUAAAGUUUAUUUCUAUUGUAUACAGAAAUAUAGAUUCUCACUCCAAGAUGGUGGAAGAGCUAUAUCCCAUGUAUAUUUCCAUGUUGAUGGAAUGUGUCGUAAAAGUUAAAAAGACAAGCACAUCAAAUACUUAUUGAAAUUGUUUUAGUGCACUAUUUUUGUUAAUUAAAGAACGAUAAAUAUUGUUUUUAUUCAGUAA
Molecule: messenger RNA, 1339 nt
Organism: Ruditapes philippinarum (Manila clam)
Lineage: Eukaryota; Metazoa; Mollusca; Bivalvia; Venerida; Veneridae
Product: transcription initiation factor TFIID subunit 7-like
Exons: 9
Coding region: 86-1048 (320 amino acids)
Biological process (GO): transcription initiation at RNA polymerase II promoter; RNA polymerase II preinitiation complex assembly
Cellular component (GO): transcription factor TFIID complex
Molecular function (GO): RNA polymerase II general transcription initiation factor activity
Source: RefSeq, a predicted model, not a curated record